Molecule: messenger RNA, 6356 nt
Organism: Osmerus eperlanus (European smelt)
Lineage: Eukaryota; Metazoa; Chordata; Actinopteri; Osmeriformes; Osmeridae
Product: mucin-19-like
Exons: 46
Coding region: 84-5843 (1919 amino acids)
Cellular component (GO): extracellular matrix
Molecular function (GO): protein binding
Source: RefSeq, a predicted model, not a curated record
GGAGGAGAGGAGCUGACUGGUCAGAAACACACACAGAAGACUGGAUAGAGCUACACCUACUGUACUGGUGACUUCCAAGCAUCAUGUCUCUUCUCAGACGACAGCUGGUGGUCUCAUUGAUUCUGUUCUCAGUUCUGGGUUCAGUUGUCUCUAUUUUAAUCACAGAACCAGAUCAAAAUACCUGUAAGACCUUCGGCAGUGGGGUCGUCAGGACGUACAACAGCACAUUGUUCUACGUGCGGUCCACCUGCCCUUUCACUCUCACACGCUUCACCUACAACCGGGUUGACUUUGACAUCACCGUUCAGCGGGAUGACCACGGCCUGCUGACCCGAGUGGAGAUUUUUGUCAACAAGAUCAGAACCGUUCUCCAGAACGGGACUGUCUUCGUGGAACAGAAAAGUGUCUCGCUCCCCUACGACCACACCUACCAGCACAUCUUCCAGUACGGGAUCUACACCCGGCUGAGGAGCACAGUGCUGCCCGUGUCGGUCACCUGGCACAGCACCACCGGUGGCAUAGACUCACUCUGGGUCAAUCUUCAGAUGGCGCUAACCAGUGAGAUGGGUGGGCUCUGUGGUGCUAGGGAUGUUGUAGACAAUAGAGAAAGGCUGAUAGCAGCUAGUGUCCUUUCUGGGGAGAAAUGCCAGACCAAAGACUCCCUCAGCACACUUAACAUGGUAUGCAGAGAUUUUCUGUCCAUGGCUAUGGAAUGUGUCCUGACCCAAAUGUCCUCCAAACUAUACUUGGCGCUCUGUUACCAGAAUAUUUAUGGCUUUGAAGGAAAUAAUGCAGUGAAAUGCUCUUUCUACAACGAACUACUCCAAAAAUGUGCAAGGACCAGCAUUAUUUGGUUCAUGUGGAGAACUGUGACAAAAUGCAAUCCUGAUGUUUGUCCAGGGGAGCUGGUCUACCAGGAGAAAGGUAACGCAUAUAACCCCUCUUGCUCCAGCCCCUCCCCUGUGACCAGCGGGCAGGACCUCAUCAGCACUUGUGUCUGUCAGGAUGGUAAGGUCCUGAAUGAUCGAGUGGGGAGCCACAGCUGUGUGAUGGUGUCAGACUGCCCGUGCGUUCAUGCAGGGCGGACUUACUCGCCUGGACAAACACGCAGCACCAAAUGCCAAACAUGUUUGUGUAAAAACGGCAAGUGGCAGUGCUCCAAAAAUAUUUGCCCACCAAGAUGUAUCAUUGAAGGGCGAUUUGUGACCACAUUUGAUGGAAAAGACUAUUCAGUUCCUGGCAUGUGCACUUAUGUCGCUUCACAGGGCAUCAACUGGACCAUAUCCAUCCAGUACUCUGAGACAACAUCUCUGAAAAAUGUCAUUCUUCAGGUGUACAAGGAUACCUACACAUUUUCUCACCAAAGUGUGCAAUUUGAGAACAUGGAUAUUCUAGAGCUUCACCAGUCUGAGAAUGCUCUGGUGUUCUGGCAGUCAUCCAUGUACGUUCAGGUCGAGACCACCUUUGGCUUGAAGGUUCAAGUCCAAGUGAGCCCUGAAGUCCAACUGUAUAUCACCGCACCAGCAUCACACACUGGAAAAACCCACGGACUCUGUGGAAACUACAACUCCGACACCACUGAUGACUUCACUGCCAGUAGUGGUAUAGUGGAGAACUCUGCGGAGCCCUUCGCCCUGUCCUGGAGUGUGGGGGCCUGCUCUCCUGACAUACCCAAAGUCUGCAUCAACGCUGACAACGAAAGAUUUUCAGAAGAAAUGUGCCCAAUCUUGACAGACCCCAAUGGAAUAUUUUCAAAGUGUCAUGAGCAUAUUCCAACUGACUCUUACUUUAAGGAUUGCAUCCUCAGAACGUGUAACUGUAAGAGCGGUCUACGGCAGUGCCUGUGUGUCUCUCUGGCCAACUAUGCCAAGGCCUGCGCCUACCUCGGUGUUGCCGUAGGUGACUGGAGAACAGCUACCAACUGCACCCAAAUAUCCUGUGAGAACAACCUGAAGUUUGAUUACAACAUGCAGGCGUGCAACCACACCUGUCUCUCCCUGUCCGGGCCCGACCCCAGGUGUGGGGUGGAGGAUGCACCUGUGGAGGGAUGUGGCUGCCUGGAGGGCACCCACCUGAACAAGGGCCUCACCUGCAGCCCCAAGGCACAGUGCCCCUGCAGCCACCAGGACAGCUCCAUCCCCACAGGUCCUGUUGUCAUUGAUGGUCGGCAAUGCAAGUGUGAGAAUGGAGAAUUAAGCUGCUCUGAGGAUUGCGGUUGCCGUGGUGGGAAAGUUUGCGUGCACUGUUCCCAUUAUUCAGUCAACACAGCUCAGAAGACCUGCGCCAGUCUCAGCAAACCAGUGAGCUCCAGCGUGAGCUGUGAGAGUGGUUGUUACUGCCCAGAGGGCCAGUACGAGGACCACACAGGUGUGUGUGUCAAUCUGGACAACUGCACCUGUGUGCACGGCGGUGCUGUGUUCAGAACUGGACAGAGUGUUAACAGCGACUGCAGAACAUGCUUGUGUAGUCACGGCCAGUGGACCUGUGUUGAGAAGCCCUGUAUUAGACAGUGCCAGGUGUAUGGGAACGGACACUACCAGACAUUCGACUCCCGGUGGUAUCGCUUUGACGGCAACUGCCAGUACACCCUGGUGGAGGAUGACUGCGGGAGCGGCCACGGUUCGUUUUCUGUUCGAGUGGAGAGCGUCCCCUGCUGUGAUGAGGCUCUCACUUGCUCUAGGGCCAUAGUGCUGGACCUGCAGGGCGUGGUAACCCUUACCUUGAGUGACAUGCGUGUGACAAGGCGCCUGCAGGGAGGCUGGUCCUUGGAGGCGGAGCCUGUGUACUCGAGCCACACGGUGGGCCUGUACAUCAUGGUCUCGGUCCCCAGCCGCGGCCUCACCCUGAUCUGGGACAAACACACCCGGCUCACCGUCCUCCUGGAGGACCGCUGGAGGACUCGUGUGUGUGGCCUGUGUGGAAACUUUGACUCCAAUGAGAGGAACGACCUCCAGAUGUCUGGCUCAUCAGUGGUGUCCAGCGCCGUCACGUUUGGCAACAGCUGGAAAACAGCCAAUCCCCCGUGUUCAGACGUGACCAAGGAGGUGUUCCCGUGCGAGCGCCACUCCUACUGUUCGGCGUGGGCGGAGAGACGCUGCAUGAUCAUCAGAAACACCUUCAAGGAGUGCCACAUGAAGGUGGACCCAGAGCCCUACUACGAGGCCUGUGUGCAGGAGUCCUGCUCCUGUGAGUUUGAGGGGAAGUUCCUGGGCUUCUGCACGGCAGUGGCAGCCUAUGCCGAGGCCUGCAACUCCCACAACGUCUGCGUCCGCUGGAGAACGCCUGACUUGUGUCCUGUGUACUGUGACUACUACAAUGAGCAGGGUCAGUGUAGCUGGCACUACGAGCCAUGUGGGCAGGUCAAGACAUGUGGCAAGAACAAUCGUUUUACUGGCAAGCUGGAAGGUUGCUACCCGAGAUGUCCUGAGGAGAUGCCAUACUAUGAUGAGAACACCGGGGAGUGUUCCACUUUGAGGAACUGCAGUUGUUAUUUCAAUGACACUGUGCUUCCUCCUGAUGCAGAGGUGGGGAACUGCAAGUGUGAGGGGGGAACAGCUACAACCACAACUGAACCUACAACCACAACUGAACCUACAACCACAAAAACUGGACCGACAACCAUGACUGAACCUACAACCACAACCAAGGCUACAACCACAACAACUGAACCUACAACCUCAACAACUGAACCUACAACCACGACAACUGAACCUACAACAACAACUGAAUCCACAUCCAUCAUAACUGAAUCUACAACUACAACAACUGAAGCUACAACCACAACUGAACCUACAACUAUCUUUACAACAACUGAAUCUACAUCUGCAACACCUGAACCUACAACCACAACUGAACCUACAACCACAACAACUGAAUCUACAACAACAACAACUGAAUCUACAUCUGCAACACCCGACUGGGUGACAACAACAGCAACCACAAUAGAAACCACAACCCCUGGAGGCUGUGUGGACCAAUUCAGGAACCAGAGCUGGUUGAAUGGUCAGGAGUGGAAGGAGGAAUGCUCCACAAAGAUCUGUAAGAACGGGAAGAUUGAGGUGACGCCAAUCCGCUGUCCCCAAACUACUGAACCUAGUUGCCCCAGAGGACAAGCAGUCAAGGUCAAACAUGAAUGCUGUGAAUUCUGGGAGUGUAACUGUCUCUGUGAUGUAUACGGCGACCCCCACUACAUCUCCUUCCAGGGCGUGACCUAUGACUUCCUGGACAACUGCACCUACAUCUUGGUAGAAGAGAGGUUGCCACGGCACCACCUCACCGUUGUUGUUGACAACUACUUCUGCAUUGAGGGCCUGAUGGGCUCGUGUGCCAAAGGCAUCAUCGUGACAUACGGCAACACAACCGCCACCUUGAACAUUGCACCAGACGAGGAGAGAGUUGAGUCUACCCUGAACCAAGUGGUUGUCAAGCCACCCUAUGAGGACCAGGGCAUACGGUUUCAGACAACAGGGUACAUUGUUUCCAUCUACAUCAGAGAGAUCCGCUCCCAGAUUUCUCUCUCUCCAUUGAACACUCUGACGGUCACCCUUGCUAUGGAGCACUUUGAGAACAACACCCAGGGACAAUGCGGUGUGUGUGGUGGGGGCUCCUGCGUGCGUAGAGGAGGCCAGGUGGAGGAGGACUCCUGCUGUGAGAAGACGGCCUAUGACUGGGUGAUCGGUGACCCUCUGAAGCCUGACUGCCGCUCCGCACCCAGGGACGUCCCCUGUCACCUGCCGCCAACCACCCCACCUACAUCCAGGCCAAACACGACCACCACGACCAUCCCAACCACCACAACCCCUCCGUGCCCUGGCAGUCCGCUCUGUGACCUCUUCCAGCACCCGGUGUUUGCAGAGUGCAGACAGCGGCUGAACCUCAGUCUUUCUGAGAGGAACUGUAGGUAUGACUCGUGUCAGAUCGGGAACAUGGCCUGCUCCUCUCUGGAGCAUGCUGCAGAUGAGUGCAAGAAGGUGGACGUGUGUGUGGACUGGAGAAGCCUCACCAACGGCACCUGCAAUGUGAACUGUUCAGCGGGGCUGAUCUACAGUGAGUGUCGAAGCCAGCUAGACAGCUUCUGUCGUGGAGGUGAGCUUGUCUCAGGCGAGGUCCUGGAGGGGAUGAAAAGUGGCUGCUUCUGCCCCGUCGGUCUCCUCAGAUCGGAGCAACACAGGAGCACCUGUGUGUCUCCUCCAUGCAGCCCCUGUAAGGGACCUCUUGGAGAGCCCAAGCAGGUUGGAGAGAGUUGGAAGUCCAACUGUCACAUGUGCACGUGUAACAACCAGACUAAAAGCGAGGAGUGUGUCCUCCUCCCUCUCCCUCCCGCCCCCCUCUGCAGCGGCAGCUCACAGCUGCUGCCUGGCUGCUGCAACGAACAAGUCUGCGUUGAGAAGAUAUGUUCGCACGAUGGAAUGGAGUACAGGGUUGGAGACACGUGGACAGACCCUGCUCAGCCCUGUGUGUCCUAUAGUUGUACCAGGAAUGGCGUUCAGACAAACACCAGGGUUUGUCCCAAACAGAACUGCCCCCAGGAGAGGAGAGUAUGGGAUGAUCGACAUUGCUGCUACACGUGUAACCAGACAUGUGCCCCCAGGCUAUCUUUCGCAAACAUCACAUUGAACGAGUGCAGUGCCACCCUCAGACUGCCAAUCUGUGAGGGUCAGUGUGACACUAAGACCAGCUGGGUGUUGGUUGGAGGGCUGAUCCAGGUGGAACAGUGCCAGUGUUGCAGAGAGCAGAACUACGAGUGGAAGAAUGUGAGCCUGGCGUGCGCUGAGGGACCCAGACAGUACCGGUAUCAGCAUAUCACCAGUUGUCACUGCAAGGGUUGCCCUGUGCUGAGGUAAAGCUGCUGACUGCUCCUCAACCCAGAGGCUGUUGUAAGGAACCUAGAACAAGAAGUAGCAGCUGUUUCAAUCCCAACAGCACCAUUUAUAGCGUUGAUUAACAUAGAUAGACACAAUAGGAGCACUGAACAAGAUCACCUGUCUUACUUUUUGUAAUUGUAUGAAUUAAAUUUGAUCUGAUAAAAAUGUGAACACAUUUUCAUGGAAAUGAAACAUUAAAUCUUUAUUGUGGAAAAGAUAAUUUUUUAAGGUUUUCAAAUAGCAUGAUUUAACUCUUUUUUUGCCUGGCAUGUGUCUGGUUUAUUGAUUAUUUGGUUUGACAGUGUUGUCAGACCUGAUGGGACACCCUGGACUGUCCUAUAAAAGUACACACACAUACUGCACACUCUUUCUUGAAGUUCUAGCAACAAUGCACACAAAUGGUAUUUUUAUGGUCUACUGCUUUAAUAUACAUGUAUACAAUUGAUAUAAUGUUGAUUUACAUUAAAUUGAUUAAACAUUUUUUCAAAUAAA